UACAGCAGCUGGCCAGAGUUCCUUUUAUUCACUCCCUCGGGAUAUCUGCCUUGAAGUUCUCUUUGAGACAGGCAGCCCUUUCUCCCUGUGACCCCUUCUGGUUGGACUUGGAAUUCCGCGUUUAUUCUGUAAGCUGCAUCCCACAACCAAACACACCAGGGUCUAGACAUUUCUUGGCCCUCCUUGUUCCUGUCUUCCAGCCUCAGAAAUGGCCUUUUUCGUUUGGAAAUGAGCUUAGAGCAAAACUUUCCGUAGCUGUCUGGUGGCUGAAAGUGUUGUCUGCGGCUGCUGGGUGACCAAAGCAUCCGAGUAGCUAGCCUCACCCUGUGCGGGUAGGAAAAGGGGGCGGAGAGGAGAAAGACAAGGAAGGGGCGGAGGUCAUUGAGCCCUCCACCCCGCGGAGGCUGGGAGCAUCGCUAGGUGCCUUGGAGUCCAGGGCACAGUUGGACCAGGAGGUCCUGCGGGUGAUCUAGGGCGCAGAGGCGACAGAGGAAGUUCUGAGCCGUGGAACCUGAGGUUGCCGCUGCCGCUGCGUGGGGCUGAGUGCGCCAAGGCAAGCAGGGCGCAGAGCUCUUCUGCUCCGGACACAGCCACUUGGUGGCCCAGGAUGCCAAGAUGUCUGCACUUCGAGACUGCACAGUGGUGACAGAGAGAUGACCUGAGGGGACAGCUUCUAUCUCCACAACAAUGUCCAUGAACAGUUCCAAACAGCCAGUGUUUCCCGCAGCUGGACUCGUCGCAAACACAACCUGCCAAACGCAAAACCGGCUUUCAGUAUUUUUUUCAAUAAUCUUCAUGACAGUGGGAAUCUUGUCUAACAGCCUGGCCAUUGCCAUUCUCAUGAAGGCGUAUCAGAGAUUUAGACAGAAGUCGAAGGCCUCCUUUCUGCUCCUGGCUAGUGGCCUGGUGAUCACAGACUUUUUUGGCCAUCUCAUCAAUGGAGGGAUAGCUGUCUUUGUAUACGCUUCUGAUAAAGACUGGAUCCGCUUCGAUCAAUCAAACAUCCUGUGCAGUGUUUUUGGAAUCUCUAUGGUGUUUUCUGGUUUGUGCCCACUUUUUCUAGGCAGUGCGAUGGCCAUUGAGCGGUGUAUCGGAGUCACCAACCCAAUAUUCCAUUCUACGAAAAUCACAUCUACACAUGUGAAGAUGAUAUUGAGUGGGGUGUGCAUGUUCGCUGUUUUCGUGGCUCUGCUGCCUAUCCUCGGACACCGAGACUAUCGAAUCCAAGCGUCCAGAACCUGGUGCUUCUACAACACAGAGCACAUUGAGGACUGGGAAGACCGGUUUUAUCUCUUGUUCUUUUCUUUCCUGGGCCUCUUAGCUCUUGGUGUUUCGUUCUUGUGCAAUGCCAUCACAGGAGUCACACUCUUAAGGGUGAAGUUUAAAAGUCAGCAGCAUAGACAAGGCAGAUCUCACCACUUCGAGAUGGUCAUUCAGCUCCUGGCCAUAAUGUGCGUCUCCUGCAUCUGCUGGAGUCCCUUUCUGGUAACAAUGGCCAACAUUGCAAUAAAUGGAAACAAUUCCCCAGUGACCUGUGAAACGACACUCUUUGCUCUCCGAAUGGCAACGUGGAAUCAGAUCUUGGACCCCUGGGUCUAUAUUCUGCUCCGGAAGGCUGUCCUUAAGAACUUGUAUAAGCUUGCCAGUCAUUGCUGUGGAGUGCACAUCAUCAGUCUGCACAUCUGGGAGCUUAGCUCCAUCAAGAAUUCCUUAAAGGUUGCUGCUAUUUCUGAGUCACCAGCUGCGGAGAAGGAGAGUCAGCAAGCAUCUAGUGAAGCAGGACUGUAGGUCAAUGGGGGGCUAGAAUAAAAUGGGGGGAAGUUUUGGAAACAUCUCAACUGAUCAGAUUCAUAGCCUAACUGGAACAUUUGGACCUUGGUGUGUAGCUUGGGAGUACACUGGACAGAUGAAGCUUCCGAAUUUCGUUAUGCUGGCUGGUGCAUGGUUGUGCAUUUUUACUUGUUGUUGUCAACAGGAGGUAAACUGAUUCAAUGUGAUGGAGUUCAGUGGAACACAACUUUUGAGUUUAGCUGUGUGACUUGUGUUUUUGGAAUAAAUGAAUCUGUUGAAGCCCAA
Peromyscus californicus insignis is the source of this 2076-nucleotide messenger RNA. It is a transcript of the gene Ptgfr, whose product is annotated as prostaglandin F receptor. The transcript has 3 exons. Gene Ontology annotation, biological process: inflammatory response; positive regulation of cytosolic calcium ion concentration; adenylate cyclase-activating G protein-coupled receptor signaling pathway. Bases 688 to 1788 code for a protein of 366 amino acids. Gene Ontology annotation, cellular component: plasma membrane. The record is from RefSeq and is a predicted model, not a curated record. Gene Ontology annotation, molecular function: prostaglandin F receptor activity. Lineage: Eukaryota; Metazoa; Chordata; Mammalia; Rodentia; Cricetidae.